UGCUAUUCUGGGUUAUGUUUAAGAAAUGAGAUUAAUUCGGGACUUUGUUAUUAGAGUUGUCAGAAGGCAUUUGUCAAGGCAUCAUGAUAGGGGCUUUCCCUUCCAGCCGGGUUUCUGUGUACAGCAUACCAGCUCCAUAUGACUCUGAGCAGACUGCAAGGCAGGAAAGUCCGUGUACUCGCUACUGCCCAUCCUACCUAGAAGGCUUGUAUCAGAAGUACUGUUUUUUCAACUGGAUAAGGCUGUGUUCCUGGAAGAGAUGGCUUCUAGGAAUAUUACCUAUAAGUUCUUUAAUAGUGACGGUAAUCGUGCUAGUCCUGCACUAUUCCUUCUCUCCAGCUUUUUCUUUUAUUUAUAUUGGUGGAAGUGUAGAAAUUCCAAAUCUGACUUAUACAAAUGAUCUCAAUGAUCCAAAGUCACAGAAGUUCCUCCUGCAAGCAGAAGCAAUCCAAAAUUAUUUUGCAGAAACAUAUGAGUCUUCCUCCUUGGGAAAGUACUACUGGAAGUCUGUAGUGGUUGCUUUCAGUGAAGGAGAGUCUGGACUGCGAGCUUACUACUGGAAUACCUUCUGGGCACCACAAAAUGUGGUUACUGCUCUUAAAAAAAUAACCCCAGUGGAACAAAAAGAAAUCAGUAGUAAACAAGCAGCUCACGUGUUCAGUUCUUCUGGGGAGGAAGAUUUUGAUCUCGUUACAAUGGAGCUUUUUGUUUCAGAUUCCACAGAAUAUGAUACGAUGCUAAAAUCAGCAGUAUCCUUUGACCUGUAUGCCAAGCCAGGUAACAACAGGACUCUAACUCUGAUGAAUCCCAAAAAGUCUUUUUAUCAAUGGAGGCUGCGAGUUCCUUCUAACUAUGUGGUGAGACUGGUAGUUAUCACUUGGCAUGGUGUCACUCCAGAGAGCUGUGCAUCGCACCACUUGUCAGCAUAUGAUUUCCUUCUUCCUCUGCAGAACAAGAUCAUUACAAGAUGGUGUGGACCUGGGGCCUGGACUCCUGUUGUACGUUUAACUUCGUCAAGUAAUGUAAUGUUGCUUACUUUCUCACUGGACAGAAGAGAAGAAAGCAACAUAUUAAAAGCUCACUUUCAAGCAAUUCCUAAAAUCAUGUGUGGUGGUCAUUAUAUUUCCUGGAACGGGACACUGAGUUCUCCUUAUUACCCAAGUUACUACCCACCAAACAUCGACUGCAGCUGGAUCAUCAGAGCACCAUUGCCUGGUUACAAGCUCUCAUUAAAGAUCCUUGUAAUACAAAUUCAAGAGAAGUCUCCAGGGUCCAGUAAAUGUGAUAAAGACUGGUUAGAAAUUGAUGGGGUUAGAUACUGUAAAGCUCUUUCAGAAAACAACAGAAACAGGGAAUAUGGCUAUUCUGUCACGAUCAACUUCCAUUCUGAUGAAUUGGUCACACACAGAGGGUUCUAUAUUGAAUACAAAGCCUUCAGUCACACAGACCGUUGUAAUCCAGAACGGUUGAACUGUGGUGAUGGGAACUGUAAGAAUCAGUAUAAGACUUGUAAAGAUGAUGACAGCUGUGGGGAGGACAGUGAUGAAAACAACUGCUCCUACAAAAGUUGCUCCCCUUAUGCAUACAAAUGUCUCAAUGGAAAAUGCUUGCUGAAACCAAAUCCUGAGUGUGAUGGGAAAAGAGACUGUGCAGAUGGAUCUGAUGAAAUGAACUGUGCCUGUGGAAGACACCAGCUUAAGAAAACCAGAAUUGUUGGAGGUGAAGAUGCAAGAUCUGGAAAGUGGCCCUGGCAAGUGAGCUUACAGAUGGGACCGCAUGGCCACGUAUGUGGUGCAACUGUUAUUUCCAAUCGGUGGCUCAUAUCUGCUGCCCAUUGCUUCCUGGAUUCUGAUUCCGUGAGAUACUCCGAUCCUUCGGGAUGGAGAGCAUAUAUGGGCUUACAUACUAUUAAUGAAAAGAGCAAUCGUGUAGCUAUGAGAUCAAUCAAAAGGAUUAUUGUCCACCCACAGUAUGACCAUUCUGUCUCAGACUAUGACAUUGCACUGUUGGAAAUGGAGACGCCUGUAUUCUUCAGUGAGCUGGUACAGCCCAUUUGUUUACCCAGCACCUCUAGAGUAUUUGUUUAUGGAACUGUCUGCUAUGUAACUGGCUGGGGAGCCAUAAGAGAAAAUAGCCAUCUUGCCAAAACAUUGCAGGAAGCUCGAGUGAGAAUAAUUAACCAAAGUGUCUGCAACAAGCUGUAUGAUGAUCUGAUCACAUCACGUAUGCUGUGUGCUGGGAAUCUUAAUGGUGGUGUUGAUGCAUGCCAGGGAGAUUCCGGAGGUCCCUUGGCCUGCACAGGAAAGGGAAAUAGGUGGUACCUUGCUGGCAUUGUGAGCUGGGGUGAAGGAUGUGCUCGGCGCAAUCGUCCCGGUGUAUACACUAAGGUGACAGUACUUUAUGACUGGAUUCGUCAGAAUACAAAUUGAUGUGCCAAGGAGAAAAGAUCAUCUCCCUUAUGAAAUCUGCUUCCUACAGUGGUCUAUCAUGUCCAUCUCUGAUGACAUAACCUGAAAAUGCCAAUGACUGUUCUUUUGUGAAAGAAUGCAUUUUCUUGAUGGAGAAACUAUCACUUGUUAUCCAUGUGGCAGUAACUGCUCAGAUUCAGAGAUACUUCAGAUUCCUUAUGAAUUCAUCUUCCUUAUCCUAAGUAGCAGGAACAGCACUGCCUUAAAAACAAAAUAAAAUGGAUUAGAACCUGCAGCAAAAAUCCAGCCAAAUCUCUCUUUUGCAAAUUUUCUCCCCUGCUUCCCUCUCCGUUGCUAGCUACAUAUCUAUAUAUGUUUCCACAUACACAUAUCUGGAUAUUCAUGGGCACAUCCUGUAUGUACUCAACUCAUAUAUAUUAUGUUAGUGGUGUUACUGGAUUCUACCCAUAAAUGAUUGUGUGUCUUGAAAAUACAAAUACUGUAAUCCGUAUAGUGUACAAAGCUGAGAUUAAUUCAUUCUCUAGUUACGCUGCUGUUACACAACUGUUCCUUUUUGGGCUGUAACCUGUAUUUUCCUAAAAAUAUCAGAUAAAUAGUUCACAAAUGCUAGGAUGCAAGAAAUUUUCAUUAAAGAACUGGAAGAGUAUAAUUUAGAUUCUUUGGGAUGAUGUUUAAAUAAGAGGAAAGAAAUACUUUUAAUUAUUGAAAAACAAACUUUGCUAUUUUCUUAUAUUCUUUUUAAAAUUUGAACAUAGUUGUAGGGUCUCAUUACAAGUGUAUUCCCCCAGCUCUGUCUGUGGGAUGCUUUGUGAAUUUUAGUGUGCUCCUGGUGGGUUCACACUUCUUUUCCUGUUGUCCUUGUCCUUUAAUGUAUAAAAGAAUAAUGAAGCUGGCAGUUUGAAUACUAGUCAUUGCUGUCUACCACAGCACACACAUUCUACAAUACAUACGUAUGUGAUCUUGUUUAGUUGUAGACACACCUUUGCAGCAUGUGGGGAAAACACAGGAAUGAGCUAGCACUGUGAUCUUCACACACUGAGAUUCCUGCAGCUAGCUCUGAUAGUGCUUUUCCUUCCUUUCUUGUGCUAGUAUUGGACAUUCCCCCUCCCUGAUGCUUGUGUAAAAUUUACUACAUAAUCUAUACCCUAUAUUUUAGGGAAGUUAUUAUCUUUAAAGGCUAGUCAUUUGUUCACAUCUUCCUUUUUAAUAAACACACGCUGAAAAUGCAAGUGGCUAUGUUUUAUUUGUUUUAUUGUGCCUCGGAAACUAUAAUUCCCAGGUGCAAUCAGAACUGCACGUGUACCUUGGAAUUUUUUGAAAAGCUGAGCCUAACUUGGCCAUUUUACUAAAGCAUAUUUUUAAGGGCACAAGCUUCUUUUCCUUAUAUGGAAACCAGAGAUGUCUUCACUGUGUUAGAAAGCAGUUUUCCUGUUGUUCUCUUUUGGCUAAAAGCCUGGGCCAGAAAGUUCAGAUCAGUCAUUGACUUCCCAUUUUAUUUAAGAGUUUCUCAUCUCUACGUCAGAAGGGUCAGUUGCUUCACAUGCAAGAAAGGCACCAAGCGUGAAAGCUGUAUCAACCAGACUAAAGAAACUCAACAAUUCGUUGUUAAGCUCCUUCCUCAGAUGUAAAUAAAAGGACUUUGCCCUUUCCAGGGUGAGGUCCAUAAUCAUUAACUCAUUUGGCUUAGGAAAAAUGGUUUGGUUUCAGGCAGGAAGGUAAGGUCUCUUGCUGUGAGUGAAAAGGAAAUAAAUGAAGUUCAUCUCCAGCAGGAGUGCGAAGAACCAUCAGUAAAAGGUUUUUUUAGUGAAGAUGUCCCAGGUAAAAUCUUGUGGAUCCAGACAGACGUUUUGUUCUUCAUGACUGCUCAGCUUCGUCCUCAUUCCUCUGGAGUUUUAAGGAUUCUCCAGAACCAAAAGGCGACAGCAGCAGUGAGAGCAGUCCGGUUCCUUUCAAAAUUGCCUCAGCGAAUGACAACGUUGCUGAAGGUUUAGUCACCUGCUUGUCAAGGGCUGGUACAGUAAGGUGGACAAACUGGAAAACCUAGUAUUGCACA
Molecule: messenger RNA, 4482 nt
Organism: Calidris pugnax (ruff)
Lineage: Eukaryota; Metazoa; Chordata; Aves; Charadriiformes; Scolopacidae
Product: suppressor of tumorigenicity 14 protein-like
Exons: 18
Coding region: 84-2429 (781 amino acids)
Biological process (GO): proteolysis
Molecular function (GO): protein binding; serine-type endopeptidase activity
Source: RefSeq, a predicted model, not a curated record